GGGCGCGUCGCCACUUGCUCCCCGCGGCCAGGCACGGACUGUUUUUUGGCUGUUGCCAGGAAUUGCCGAGCACCACCACCACCACCACCGGGAUUCUGCAUGUGCUAGAGGCUGGGAGAGGCUCGUGCCCACUUAAGUGCCAGCCAUGUCUAUGUACCUGAAGCAUUUCACGGUUGUGGGAGACGAUCCGGCUCAGUGGAACAAUGAGUACAGGAAGUGGGAGGAGGAGGAGAUGGAGGAGGAAGGGGAAGGAAAGACAGCCGAGACGGCCGUGAAAGUGGAUGCUGCAUGCAGGAAGCCCACCUUCCGGGAAGUUAUGAGAAAGCUCUUCCAGUCACACAAAUUUCAGAUCCUGGUCGUCUGCCUGGUUAUCUUGGAUGCUGUGCUGGUCCUUGGGGAACUGGUUCUGGAUUUGAAAAUCAUCCAUCCGGACAAAGAGGAGAUUGCGCCCAAGGUCUUCCACUACCUGAGCCUUUCCAUCUUAUCGCUCUUUCUGGUGGAACUUGGCUUUAAGCUCUUUGUCUUCCGCCUGGAGUUCUUCCACCACAAGUUUGAGGUCCUAGAUGCUGUUGUCAUCAUCAUCUCGUUCGUUCUGGACGUUGUUCUCCUGUUCCGGGAGCACGAGUUCGAAGCGCUUGGAUUGCUCAUCCUCCUCAGACUCUGGCGAGUGGCCAGGAUUAUAAAUGGAAUAAUCCUGUCGGUGAAGACACGCUCCGAGCAACAGCUGUCCAAACUGAAGCAAACCAACACGCAGCUCUCUGCGAAGGUCGAGCAGCUGGAAAGUAGCUGCGCAGAGAAGGAGCUAGAAAUUGGAAGGCUCAACAACCUUUUGAAGCAACACGGGCUUCUCAGCCAUCCCAAAUAGAUGUCUGGCUGCCCAGAUUGGGGCAAGGCCCUUCGCUGGAGUAAGGGUCAGCACCAGGAAGCUAACUCACUCUUCCGUA
Messenger RNA from Varanus komodoensis (Komodo dragon), 944 nucleotides. RefSeq names its product hydrogen voltage gated channel 1 (gene HVCN1). The transcript is spliced from 7 exons. NCBI's taxonomy places the organism in Eukaryota, Metazoa, Chordata, Lepidosauria, Squamata, Varanidae. Gene Ontology annotation, cellular component: plasma membrane. Gene Ontology annotation, biological process: proton transmembrane transport. The record is from RefSeq and is a predicted model, not a curated record. Gene Ontology annotation, molecular function: voltage-gated proton channel activity. The coding region runs from base 146 to 865 and encodes 239 amino acids.